Molecule: messenger RNA, 3042 nt
Organism: Jatropha curcas
Lineage: Eukaryota; Viridiplantae; Streptophyta; Magnoliopsida; Malpighiales; Euphorbiaceae
Gene: BLI
Product: protein BLISTER
Biological process (GO): regulation of growth
Source: RefSeq, a predicted model, not a curated record
AAAAAAAAAAAAAAAAGCGAGGAGAUCUGCCGGGCCAGGACACCUCAAUUUGCACUUGCGCACAGCUCCUCUCCUCUCUCUCCCCGAUCUGAUCGGACCUCUCCGUUGUUGGUCCGCACAACUCAUAAGAUUCUAGGGUUUCCUCAUCCCCUAAAUUCAAACAAAUUUCAAAAUCGAAAUUAGAUAUCAAUUCAAAGCAUUUCAAAAAAUUUCUUUUGUAACAUUUUCCCAAAUUUUCAUUUACAGUCUGCUCUACAUUCAAUUCAAAACUCAGGAGAGGAGUUUUGGUGCUGAUUGGUGGCAGUUAGUUUAUAAAUUUGUUUGAUUUAUUUGGAUGAGAUUCUCAUUUUUUGGGGAUUUGGAGGGUUAAAAUGGCAUCAGCUCAGGUGUUGCCGACCUCACGGAAACAGGAGCAUCUCGAAGCCGGAAAGCGGCGGCUGGAAGAGUUCCGUAAGAAAAAGGCAGCAGAGCGAGCCAAAAAAACUGCAGCCACUAGUCAACCUCUUGCUGCCGAUGUUAGUGUAGAUCAGAAACAACCUUUAGAGGCUGAACGUGUAAGGAUUACAGAUUUAGAUGGAGCCGGUACAUCUAAUGGACCUGGCAGAACUUUUGAACCCUAUGAUGGAACUGUUAACAAUGACAACAACAUAACUAAUAUCACCCCAAAACCUGAGCAAAAUUUUUCAAAAGAUGAAGAAGCUAAUCCUCUCUCAGUGAGUGAUUCCAAGGCACCUUUGGCAGAUCUGGUGCAGAGACACACAAAUAAUCAUGAUUUUAAGAGACAUGAUUCUUCAGGAUUUUCUGGAGCUGCAGAUUUUAAUCAUCGUCAAGAGACAGAUGAAAUUAUUUAUGAUGCCAACACAAAUGCUGGAAGACAAGUUGGAGUACCUUAUGGGAUAUUGCCCAACCAUUUUAGUGCUCCAUUCUCGCUAGAAGGUCGAGGUUUUGAUAGCACUUAUAAUCAGUCUACUCGAUUCCAGGCAACAGAAAACAAUAUUUUUUCAAAGGGUUCUGCAUUUACCUCACCUCAAGAUCCUGCCUCCCAACUGAAAACUAAGAGUAGUUAUGCCAACACACUGGCCACUGGUGUGGAUUUUUCUGAGCCUAAUAAUUUGAGAGGGUCUAGUGUUGAGGUUGGGCAAGGCAUUCAUGGCCACGUGCACUUCAAUGGUUCCCUAAAUUCAGACUUUGGAGAAGGAAGCUUUAGUGUCAUAACUGGUGGUUUCCCUAGUGUGUAUAGUAAUACUGUGCAAACAUCCAAAUCAAUUGCUUUCAAUUCAGAUGUUAGGAGCUCCUCAAAUCAAGUUGAGCUAUUUUCAGGAACAUCUGAACCAAGUUCUAGGAGAUCUCGUCCAUCCUUCCUUGAUUCGCUCAAUGUUCCAAGAGCUUCUUCAGGGGCUUCUUUCCAAAGUGCUGAACCACAGAAGGAAUCAUUUAUGUCCAAUGCCUUAAAAUCAAAUGGCAUGGAUAGUAUACGAUCAUCUGGCUUACAUGAAUCAUCUGUGCUGACUGAAUCUUUGGAGCAGCAUCCGACGAAAGUUUCGGUCCCCCCUGUUAACGGUGUUGAUCCAAUGAUGCUGAAUGUUAAUGAGAAUAGCUUGGACAGAAAGCAUGAUAUUUAUUCAUCUAAACAAAAUGAAGAUUUUGCUGCAUUGGAACAGCAUAUUGAAGACUUGACACAGGAAAAAUUCUCUUUGCAACGAGCCCUUGAAGCUUCUCGUGCUUUGGCAGAAUCUCUGGCUUCUGAAAACUCAUCAUUGACAGAUAAUUAUAACCAACAGAGAAGUGUUGUCAACCAACUAAAGUCAGACAUGGAGAAAUUACAGGAGGAAAUUCAGGCCCAUUUGAUGGAACUUGAGUCGGUCAAAAUGGAAUAUGCAAAUGCUAAACUCGAGUGUAAUGCUGCUGAUGAACGUGGGAAAAUUCUGGCAUCUGAGGUUAUUGGUUUGGAAGAGAAGGCACUCAGACUACGUUCUAAUGAGCUAAAGCUGGAGAGGCAAUUGGAGAACUCACAUGCUGAAAUCGCGUCAUAUAAAAAGAAAAUGUCCAGCCUAGAGAAGGAUCGUCAGGACUUGCAAUCAACAAUUGAUGCUCUUCAAGAAGAGAAGAAAUUAUUGCAGUCAAAGUUACGGAAAGCUUCAGCAAGCAGAAAUUCUAUUGAUGUUGGGCAAAUUCCUACUAAUAAGAAGGAUAUGUCAACCUCUACAGAAGAUUUAGAGGCCAUGCCUGGCAUUUCUAACCAAGAAAACCAUGAUACUACUACUUUUAUUGGAAACGAAGGUUUUCCCAUGCCACCUGAAAAUGAAGAGUCAAAUCUUGAAUUUUCCUCUGUGCAUAUUCCUUCAGAUCAAAUGAGGAUGAUUGAAAACAUCAAUACUCUAAUUUCUGAGUUGGCAUUGGAAAAAGAAGAGUUGAUACAAGCUUUGGCGUCUGAGUCAUCUCAUUGUUCCCAGCUUAAGGAUUUAAAUACCGAGUUGUCACGUAAACUUGAGGUUCAAACUCAAAGAUUAGAGUUUUUGACUGCUAAGAAUAUGGCAAUUGAGAGUGCUCCAGCAAGGUUACCCGAUACCCGUGGCACACAGGAGAACCCUACAUAUGCAGAUGAGGGUGAUGAGGUGGUUGAAAGGGUUUUGGGUUGGAUAAUGAAGCUAUUUCCUGGAGGGCCAUCAAGACGGAGAACCAGCAAACUUCUUUGAUACAUUUGUCAGGAUUUUGCUCAUCAAAUGGAGAUGCUCAAUUCUGCCACAAUUUCCUCUCUGCUCCCUUAGUGUUGGCAAUACGCCGGAGGUUGUAAUCUGUAUAUUUCGAGUAAUUAUACCAUCCAUUCGUUUGUAAGAGAUGAAAAAUUAGGGUUCUUUUAAAAGGCCUUCUCAUUAAUUGGCAAAUCUAAUUGUCAUUUUUUGAUUGAUGACAAUAAGGGUGUCCCUUUUUACUGUAAUUUGGACAUUUAAAUUUAGCGGGACGUUGUUUGGCUGUGGAAGGAUAGAAAGCACUGCUAUAGACAAAAAUAUGAGUAAUUUUUAGUGUGCUUUGUUGUUUUAA